AUGGACGACACGGAAGCCGCCAAGAACACGGCCACCACCGGCCCCACUUUUGCCUCUCCUCUCUUCUCCUUCUCCAACCCCGGCGGUGCUUCCUUCGGCUCCGGCUUCGGCGCUCCUCCGCCUCCCCCGCCGCCGGCCGUUGAGGUCCAGCUCUGCGAGGAAUCGCCCGUUGCGGCAGCUAGGCUGGAGCCGGUCGUGGUCGAUGACUCCUUGACGAUCUACAAGGGGAGAGUGAGUACAUCUGAUGUGUUUGGUGUCAAAGACUCUGAUUUGGUCCCAGGAAAAUAUGAAGGUGGGUUGAAGCUGUGGGAAGGUUCAUUAGACUUGGUGAAGGCCCUGAAUUCUGAUAUCAAAGAAGAUAAACUGGGUCUAGAAGGCAAACAUGUAUUAGAGCUUGGAUGUGGACAUGGCCUCCCUGGCAUUUUUGCAGGUCUCAAGGGUGCUGACCUGAUUCAUUUCCAAGAUUUCAAUGCCGAGGUGCUUAGGUGCUUGACUAUACCAAAUGUAAAAGUCAAUCUUUUCAAGGACUCAUCUGAAGGAACAUGUACAUCUCGGAUUUUUGGUUUCUUUGCUGGUGAUUGGAGUGAAAUGGAUAAGCUACUACUUUGCGGGGAUGCUGAGCAAGACAAAAUAGCCAGUGGUGAUACAGAAGGUAAAAUGUGUAAUGGUUAUGAUAUCAUCCUGAUGGCUGAGACUGUCUACGCGCUAUCUUCUCUUCCAAAUCUCUACAGGCUUAUCAAGAAGUGCUUGCGCUACCCUGGGGGUGUGGUUUACAUGGCAGGGAAGAAGCAUUACUUUGGGGUAGGUGGUGGCACAAGGCAGUUUCUGCGCUUGGUUGAAAAAGAUGGCGCCAUGCAACCUGAGCGGCUCAAUGAUGUUGCUGAUGGAUCAUCCAAUGUUAGGGAGGACACCGGCGUGGGUGGCGGCAGCCGGACAGCAAGGUUUCUCCAGUACCAGAGGCUGGAGUGCUGGGACGAUGGGGCCGCUGCUCCCAGUCCCAGGUCCCGGUGGCGGUGGCUGCCGGCACUGAAUGGUAAGACGGCUUCCCCCUGUUUGUUCAGUGUCAAGAGGCUGAAGUGGAGCAAGAUCACCUCGGUUCUGAUCCCAAGGAAGGUUGCUGAGUUAUCUGCAAAGAUCCGUCACGCCAGCGCCAGGACGGAGGCCGACGUGUGCCCGACCGUCGUCUUCAUGUCACCAUGGGGGCUCCCUGUGCUCUCCCGGCCGCUCUUGGUUGGCCACAAGAGCAGGUAUCACCAUGGAAAGGACACCUUCUGA
Miscanthus lutarioriparius is the source of this 1275-nucleotide messenger RNA. The record is from the annotation of a GenBank genome assembly. NCBI's taxonomy places the organism in Eukaryota, Viridiplantae, Streptophyta, Magnoliopsida, Poales, Poaceae.